GUAUCAAAUAGUCACGUGACAGCUUAAAACAGCAUACAAAGUAUUAUUCAUAAGGUAAGCUAGAUAUUAUGGACCAAUUCUGACAUGUUUUGACUUAAGAAAUGAUUAACAUGUAAGCAUUGAAAAGUAGAGCCUCGAUUUCAUGUUUAUGGUCACGUGACCCCCCUAAAAUGAGCUAUGGUGCAAAACGAAGACUAACCUAGAUAUUCUGAUCCAUUUCAACUUGUUUAAUGCUAGAGAAAUGUAACAUAGAAGCAAUAAAAGCUAGAGCCUCGUUUUCAUGUUGUAUUUUUAGUGGUGGUUAUUAAAACCCCCCUAAAUUAGCCCGGUGCAACUUUCAAAGCUGGCGACAAGUUUCAACAUGUUCUCUGAUGUCCUCUUAAGAUAACUAGACAUGUCUCUUGCUUUAAUCAUCGAUUUCCCACGGAAGUUCAAAUUAUGACAUUUGCUCCCUGACUAAUAGUCAAGGUGUGAUUUGUGUUCGUUCUAGCCAUGUCUUUCCAAAAUUGGACUGAAGCAACUUCGCCAUCCAAGAUAUACUCUGUAGAACAAUUAAAAGAGGAAACCAAGCCUCAAGACCUCGUGCAAUCGCCAAAGAAAUCUAGUAAACCACUUCGCUGCGCAAUAUUAACUAAAAGUGAGCUAAAGAAAACCAAAAGUGCUACUGGUAACCAGGCAUUUUCGAUGACACUCUGUGAUGAAACACCGACAUCCACAAUAAGAGCUAUUUGUUUCGAAGAAGCAUACUACGAGGUCCUCAUCCCAACCAAAACGUAUAUCAUUUCCAACUACAAAGUCAAGAAAGGACUACCAGCAAACACCAUCCAAAUAUAUAUGGACACUGGAACAACAAUUGAACAGUCUUCAAUACAGUUCAAAGUGGAAAAAUCAAACUUCAAAAUAGCACAGAUUCUUCGCAAAGAAGCAAUGCAUGUCAACAUGCUCAAUGUAGAAUGUAAAGUGACAGACAUCGACGACGUCAAGACAGUUGGAAAGCAGCUAAUAAACAAAAGAGAUGUCUAUUGCUAUGACGGCACUGGAUCGAUAAUACUGGUGUUGUGGCGCGAAAGAGCAGAAAAUGUGUCCUUUGCUGUAAACGAUGUCAUCUCAGUAGAAAAUGCGAUCACCUCGACAUACAACAACGUCAUCAACUUGUCCACAACCUCCCAAACCAUAAUUAAGAAACUUCAUGGACACGCGCUAGAAAGCCUCACCACUGACGAUGUCCCCGCAAGCAGUCCAAUUACUCACGACAACAUAAUCUCCGUCAACACAAAAAUACUGCUUAUGAAAGAUUUUAAGCAAACUGUUCACUGCAUUAAUUGCAACAACGCUAUCCAGCUUCCCACAUCUGUUCAAACAGACGAGGACGACAGUGACAUUGGAGUAGAAUGCAAGGUCUGCACAGCAACAUUUCUCUGUGAGGACACAAAGCUCAUGAAUGAAUGCACUGUACGCUUAAAGGAUACCUUGGAAGGAGAAUCGCUAACAGCUAAGACAGCGGUGAUUAAAAAUAUCUUCAAAUGGAUAGAAGCACACCGAAAACCACCCACAAGGAAAGAUGUCUUAAAUGCCCUCAAGUUACAGUAUGUCAUGAGGAUAAACGUCACAAAAAAGAUUAUUGAGCACGCACAAAUUUCAUCACAAAAUGAAGACGACGCAUUGGAACCCAAACAAAUUCGACACGAUGAAGGACCCCAUGAAGAACUUGACAAAAUGAAACAAGAUUAGAGCAUAGUAAUGGCGGAGGAAGGGAGGGGGGGGGGUUAAAUAUCAGUUCUCAGUACAAAGUUAAGUCAUUUAUUAGUUGUCAGCUUAACUGAAUUACGCCAUUUAUCAGUUGCCAGUAAAAUUCUUGGUUUACCAGGAAAAAUACCAGUUUAACGUUCAUUUUCAGCAGUUAUAUUUCCAUUGCACGCGUGUUUAGCAACAAAACACUAUUUUUACUUGAUACAUAGUUAAAAAGAUGCGUUUAAAACGUUUUUUUGCGUUUUUUCAUGUUUUGUUGCUCUUGGUGCUUACAAGGACCAUCAUACAUUUACAAGUUUAACCACAAAAUACUACUGGUUAUCGCCCAAAAACUCAUAUUGAAUAUUAACAGCUAUAAAUAGUUUAAGAUUAGAAUUAAUAUUUAAUAUUUAUUUUAUAUAGUUAAUAUUUGAUUGUAUAGUUUACAUCAUUAUAACAUGUUAUAACAGUUAUAAUAUAGUAUAAAAGACAGACUACUCACCGUUCAAUUCACUUUUCAAGGUCAUACUGAUUGACUCUGGAUUAAUUGCAAAAUUGUCUAUCUUGCCAUCUACUUUUGAUAGUAUAAUACUAUAUCCAUAGAGAAGCACAUGUUGUAUGGCUAUGUURUAUACACUGCUAAAUAAAUAGCUAGACUCAUUGAGUUUCAUGUCACAAGCCAUCUUUGAAUAAUCUCUUUAAAAAAACUGAUUUCUGUAAACGACUAUCAUCACGAAAUGACAACGAAGAACAAAAAAAAAAGAUCGACUGGAUUAAGAGCAUGACACUGAAAUCAAACAAGAUUUAAGGUCAUAUGCAAAAAAUGUCAAAAGUUGAGUUGUUUCCGUAGAUAAAAUAUCAGUGUCGAAGCAAGUAGGGAACUGACAACAAGUCAUUGUUGAUCCUGUGAGCCUUGUUUACUUAUGGUAGAAGUACACACAGUUGAGUUUUACAGUGGUGUAUUAUUAUCGAUAAACAAGCACUUAAUGUGUUAAUUUAUUAGCCAAUGUUACAUGCUAAAUAAAUGGCUCUGAGCAGUUGUA
Messenger RNA from Exaiptasia diaphana, 2771 nucleotides. RefSeq lists its product as uncharacterized. The transcript has 3 exons. The record is from RefSeq and is a predicted model, not a curated record. Bases 493 to 1731 code for a protein of 412 amino acids. NCBI's taxonomy places the organism in Eukaryota, Metazoa, Cnidaria, Anthozoa, Actiniaria, Aiptasiidae.